AUGGGCAACAACCAAUUUCUUCAAAAGCUGGCUGUUGUUCAUCAGGCAACACACACCCACACACCUAUACACGAUAAACGCGCAGCAACAUGCUACAACUAUUCUACCAUGACAGCCGAAGAACCCUCUCUUUUCACUGCUGAAGGUGCCCAAAUCCGACUCAAGAAGGGCCUUGACCAAAUUGAUGAACAGCUUGGUCAGUUCCAAUACUGCAAUGACUUUGAGCGUCUCACCGGUGUUCGCAAGUCGCAUGCUGCUUUGGGUCUUGGCGUUCUUUUCUUCAUCAUGCUCGUCUUCAACUUGGCUGGUCAACUUUUGACACAUUUCAUCUCUUGGGUUUAUCCUGCAUACGCGUCCUUCAAGGCUAUUGAGUCUCCACAAACUGACGAUGACAAGCAAUGGCUCACUUACUGGACUGUCAUUGGCUUCGUGAACAUUAUCGAGUUCUUUGCUGAUUACCUCCUCUUCUGGAUCCCAUUCUACUCCCUCACCAAAACGGCAUUUGUAUUGUGGUUGACUCUUCCUCGAUUCAGGGGUGCUGAAAUCAUCUACACUCGUUUCUUGCGUCCUCGUUUGCUCGAAGCUCAAAAUGAUAUUGACAAGGGUGCCGAUCGCUUGCGCCAAAAGGUCGGCGAUGCCGUUUCAGACAUCACUUCCAAGCAGGAUUGA
This is a messenger RNA of Lichtheimia ornata, 669 nucleotides long. RefSeq lists its product as uncharacterized. NCBI's taxonomy places the organism in Eukaryota, Fungi, Mucoromycota, Mucoromycetes, Mucorales, Lichtheimiaceae. Bases 1 to 669 code for a protein of 222 amino acids. The record is from RefSeq and is a predicted model, not a curated record. The transcript is spliced from 4 exons.